AUGGUCGCCAUUCUAGCUGGACAGAUGAUCCUUGCAGCUCAUGGGACAGAGGUGGAUACCUCCCUCCCGCAGCAGCAGUAUGAGAAGGCAGUGGAUCUCAGGUCAAAAAAAGAUGCGUCAGCAAAGCAGUUGAGGCAGGCAGCAGAUCUGUUGAAGUCUGCAGCGGGCGUCAGCCUCGGGGUAUCUAUGGCAGUCGAAGAGACAGCGCUGAAUGCAACAGAUGCAGAGGGAAGCGGGGCACAUGAUGAUGUCCUGUCCAGUCACUUUUCUGGCCUGGAAAUCGCUGACAAUGGGCAUGUCGGCGCCAUAAAAGAGCUGGCAGUCUGCUACGAGCUCGGGGAGGGGGUUCUGUUCAACCCAGCGGUGUCAUUCGAGCUGCUGCGCACAGCUGCAGAGCGCGGCGAUCCUGAGGCGCAGGCAGAGUUGGGCUUCCGGCUGGCUAUUGGCAUCUACCCCCCUCCACAAGAUGCAGCCGAUCCGCUGCCGCUGUUCCAGCUUGGGCAGGCGCGGUGGCCGGAGGCGCUGGCGCACUACUUUUUUGCGGCGGCCGGCAACGACAGCUUUGCGCGCGCGGCGCUGGGCUACCGCCACAUGCACGGCCUGGGCGUGCCCAAGUCCUGUCAGACUGCGGUGCUCUACUACCAGCCUGUGGCCGAGCAGGUUGUGGAGCUGGCCCGCCAGCCCGCCAGCCUGCCCUACGUGGAGCGGAUGCGGCUGAGUGCUGGGGCGUCGUGGCGGGGCCACCCAACGCGCGAGCAGCAGGUGCUGCACUACCAGUGGUUUGCCGACCUGGGCAGCGCGGAAGCGCAGCGCGCGCUCGGACAGAUGCUCACGCAGGGCGUGCAGCGCGACCCCGAGCAGGCCUUCCGCUACUUCAGGCAAGCGGCGGAGGCGGGUGACGCGGACGCGAUGGCGCACCUGGGGCACAUGUAUGCCAACGGUGUGGGCGUGGCGGCCAGCAACGAGUCGGCGCUGGACUGGUUUGACCGCGCGGCUCGGCGCAACCACCCUAGCGGCCAGUACGGCCUGGGCUACCUCCACCUGUCCGGCUACGGCGUGCCUAAGGACGCCAAGAAGGCCUUCAAGUACUUCACCUCUGCUUCUGAGCAGGGGCAUGUGGAGUCGUGGUUCCAUUUGGGCGUGAUGCACCUGAACGGCUGGGGGACCAAGGCCAACGCGCAGCAGGCGCUCACCUUCUUCAACAUGGCCUCCAAGCUGGGCCACGUCCUGGCGCAGUACAACCUCGCCAUGCUGCACCUGCAGGGCUCCGCCGCCGACAAGGGCGGCUGCACUGCAGCGCUGGAACUGCUGAAGAAGAUAGCAGAGAGGGGCCCGUGGGCGGCGGUUCUGCAGGAAGCCUUUGACUGGUAUCGGACUGGGGACUAUGAGGGUGCAGUGGUGGCAUACCUGAAGGCGGCAGAGAUGGGGCUGGAGGUGGGCCAGAGCAACGCCGCCUGGAUGCUCUCGCGCGGCUUUGGCGCGGCCGGCCCAACUGCCUCUGCGCUCGCCCAGAAGCUGCACCAGCGCGCAGCCGGCCAGGGGAAUGUGGACGCGCUGCUGCAGCUGGGGGACAGCCACUGGUACGGGCGCGGGGCCGAGCGCAACUGGGCGCGCGCGGCGCAGCUCUACCAGACGGCCUCCAAAUUCCGCAACGCGCAGGCGCUCUUCAACCUCGGCUUCAUGCACGAGUUCGGCGCCGGCCUGCCACAGGAUUUGCACCUGGCCAAGAGGUUCUAUGACAAGUCGCUGGAGGCUCAGCCGGACGCCACCGCGCCUGUGCAAGUGGCCCUGCUCUCACUGGCGCUCCACUCCUGGUGGGAGUCGGUGAGGCCGCACGUUCCUAUGGCGCUGCAUUGGCUGAGCAGCCGGAUUUACAACAUCAGCGACCCCGGUCCUGGGCCAGAGGCCCUGGCGCUGGGGGCGGUGCCGAGGAGGGAUAGCGUGGGACUGGGGCUGGGCUGGCUGGAGCGAGCGGUGGACACGGCCGGCCGCGCGUGGCACGGCGCGGACCGCGGCGCGAUGGGCGACACCGUUGAGAGCGUGCUGCUGCUGGCGCUGUGCGGCUGCCUCUGGCUCGUGCUCUGGCGCCGCCGCAACCUGCGCGCCGGCCAGCAGCAGGGGUUGGGAGGGAAUCCUGUGGUGCCUGGCCAGCAGCAGCCAAGGGUGGCUGUUCUCGGGCAGAGGCAACCUCAGGGGGGAGAGGGGCAGCAGAGGGCACAGCAGCAGCAGCAGCAGCAGCCAGAAGGACAGCAGCCCAGACCAGAGACAGAGCCGCAGGCUCAGGCUGACGCCUGAGCAAUUCUUCGUGCAGAUGAUUGUGUGGCAAGUAGCAGGAAAAAUUGAAUGGAUCAUGUUGUGGGAUGUGCUGUCAAAUUUACAAUGUCCUUGUUUAUUCAGAACAUCAUUUUAUUUGUCUUGCAUAUCCACCACUUAGGGACACCAGGGACAUGUGUCAGGACAGCCGUUCUCUGAAACAGGACCAACUGCUUGUAUGCCAACGAGCAGUGUUCACAGAGGAGGACUUGAGACAAAUCUGAUCAUGGAAUUGCUAGACACAGCCAAGCAGCGAUCAGGGCCAUGCCCCCGAAGGGAGCAAGUUUGGCAUUUGCACGGUCUUCUGUGAAUGCGGCAGCAUAGCAGCUGCCCGAGAACAGCAGGAUCCCAGCACUUGCGCAGGCACCAACUGCUGUUGGUCUUCUGGCAAGAGGUGCCACAGCAAGAAGUAGGCUGUGUAAGAGGUGAUACUUAUU
Coccomyxa subellipsoidea C-169 is the source of this 2750-nucleotide messenger RNA. RefSeq names its product HCP-like protein. Gene Ontology annotation, biological process: ERAD pathway. Gene Ontology annotation, molecular function: protein binding. NCBI's taxonomy places the organism in Eukaryota, Viridiplantae, Chlorophyta, Trebouxiophyceae, Coccomyxaceae. The record is from RefSeq and is a predicted model, not a curated record. The coding region runs from base 1 to 2295 and encodes 764 amino acids. The transcript has 14 exons. Gene Ontology annotation, cellular component: endoplasmic reticulum membrane.